AUGUCAUUUCCAUUUUCCACAUCUUCUUCUCUAAAACUUUCAUCUAAGAAUCAAGAUUCAAAAGGUACUCUUCUCUCUCUCCACACAAAAUCUAUAUAUAUAAAUAUAUUUAUAGUAUCAUCUGUCAUUCUCUGAGCUAUUGUCCAUGAAAGUUCUAGUGGUGAGAGCUCAACCAUUAUUACUAUUUAAAAAGAGGACCUUUUUUCUCUCAACCCCAAAUAACCACAAAAAAGAUUUCCUCACUUUCUCGACGAUUUUCCCACUUGCCAAACACCCCAAUUCCAACCCCAUGGCCGCUUGCAUCGACAUGGCUCCAACAGGCUCAUCAACCCAACCAAACCCACGUUCCCACCAAUCCAAAGAACCCAACAACAACAACAACAACAGCUCAAACCACUUAAAGUUCGUAUCUUUUUGCCGGAGAAGCUUUUCCUCCGACAACACAGUUUCCUGCGCCGCCACGACGAUUUGUCCGACCCGUACGGUCGCCACCACCUCCGAAUCUCGUAAGGUAAUCGAUUAUGGCGAAGACCCAGAUGAGGAUAAGAUCGAUCUGUGGCUGAAAAUGCAAGGUGAGGCUCGUACGGACAUUGAAGAAGAACCCAUUUUAACAAGCUUUUAUUUAAGUUCUAUUUUGUCUCAGAAUUCAUUUGAGAGUGCUCUUGCUAAUCAUCUCUCGUUGAAAUUAAGCAAUCCAAGUCUUCCUAGCAAUACCCUUUUCGAUAUUUUCAUUGGGGUUCUAACAGAAGAUGAAGAAAUCAUCAAAGCUGUUAAAGAUGAUCUUAGAGCUGUUAAAGAAAGAGACCCAGCUUGUAUAAGUUAUGUUCAUUGUUUUUUAAAUUUCAAAGGCUUUUUAGCUUGUCAAGCUCAUAGGGUUGCUCAUAAAUUAUGGUCACAAAGAAGAAAGGUGUUAGCUUUAUUGAUUCAGAACAGAGUUUCUGAGGUUUUUGCUGUUGAUAUUCAUCCAGGUGCUAAAAUUGGACAUGGGAUUUUACUUGAUCAUGCUACUGGUGUUGUUGUUGGUGAAACUGCUGUGAUUGGUAACAAUGUUUCAAUUUUGCAUAAUGUGACUUUAGGUGGGACAGGUAAGGCUUGUGGUGAUAGACAUCCUAAGAUUGGUGAUGGGGUUUUGAUUGGUGCUGGGACUUGUAUACUUGGUAAUAUUAGAAUUGGUGAAGGUGCUAAGAUUGGUGCUGGUUCUGUUGUGAUUAAAGAUGUUCCUGCAAGAACUACUGCAGUUGGUAAUCCAGCUAGAUUGGUUGGUGGGAAACAAAAUCCAAUUAAGCUUGAUAAGAUUCCUAGCUUAACUAUGGAUCAUACUUCUCAUAUUUCUGAGUGGUCUGAUUAUGUUAUCUGAAGUGAAAUGAAAUGACUACUAUAAUAUGAUAUGAUAAUGGGGUGUUUCUUGUUGGUGGUUUAAGUGAGAAUUGAUUCUCCUAUUGGCAAACAAGAAGAAUAGAUAGAUAGAUAGAUAGAUAUAUUAAUUGUUAGAUUAAGGUGAAAAUGUUGAGCAGCAGCUGUGAUUUUUUUCUUUAUUUUUCUUUGUUCUUCUUGUCUUUGUAUGGAACACUAAUAAGAGAAUAGAAGUUCUCUUAUUGAAGGUGACAAAAUAUGUUGUAGCAGCUGGCUGGUAUGGUAGUACUCUUGUUGUGUAAGACAAUUUUCUGCUAUGCUAAUAUAGUCUUGUUCCUUUUAUACAA
Messenger RNA from Cannabis sativa, 1700 nucleotides. Its product is annotated as serine acetyltransferase 1, chloroplastic. NCBI's taxonomy places the organism in Eukaryota, Viridiplantae, Streptophyta, Magnoliopsida, Rosales, Cannabaceae. The record is from RefSeq and is a predicted model, not a curated record. Gene Ontology annotation, cellular component: cytosol; cytoplasm. The transcript has a single exon. The coding region runs from base 146 to 1357 and encodes 403 amino acids. Gene Ontology annotation, molecular function: L-serine O-acetyltransferase activity.